This is a messenger RNA of Neoarius graeffei (lesser salmon catfish), 3451 nucleotides long. It is a transcript of the gene dhx35, whose product is annotated as DEAH-box helicase 35. The record is from RefSeq and is a predicted model, not a curated record. Gene Ontology annotation, molecular function: RNA binding; ATP binding. The transcript is spliced from 21 exons. Bases 21 to 2120 code for a protein of 699 amino acids. Gene Ontology annotation, cellular component: catalytic step 2 spliceosome; intracellular anatomical structure. NCBI's taxonomy places the organism in Eukaryota, Metazoa, Chordata, Actinopteri, Siluriformes, Ariidae.
AUCUGACGUAGUUUUUCAAGAUGGCGGCGCCCCACUCCAUCAUGAAAUUCUGGAAACCCGGGGCCGAGGGGCCGGGAGUGUGUGAGGAGAGGGAGCUGAACACGGAGCCGAGUGGCACCGCCGUCAUCUACAACCCUCACAGCGCUCUGUCUGUGGAGAAACAGAGGCAGAAGCUGCCCGUCUUUAAGCACAGGAACAACGUCCUGUACAUGGUGGAAAGCUUUCAGACCGUGGUGAUCCUGGGUGAGACCGGCUCGGGGAAGAGCACCCAGAUUCCUCAGUACCUCCUGGAGGCCGGAUGGGCCGCAGAGGGGAAGGUAAUCGGCGUGACUCAGCCUCGGAGAGUCGCCGCUACAUCGGUGGCCAGUCGGGUAGCAGAGGAACGUGGGGCGUUUUUGGGGCACGAGGUGGGAUAUACCAUCCGCUUUGACGACUGCUCAGAUCCUCAGGCCACCCGAAUAAAGUUCCUCACUGACGGGAUGUUGGUCAGGGAGAUGAUGGCCGACCCGCUGCUCAAAAAGUACAGUGUCCUCAUGUUGGACGAGGCCCAUGAGAGGACUCUCUACACCGACAUCGCCAUCGGCCUUCUCAAGAAGAUUCAGAGGAAGAGGAGAGACCUGCGACUUAUCGUCGCGUCCGCUACACUGGAUGCCAAGAAAUUUCAUGACUUUUUUAACCUGAAUGAAACGGGAGACCCGAGUAAGGACACGUGCGGGAUCCUGACUGUCGAGGGCCGCACAUUCCCUGUGGAUGUUUUCUACACAGUCAGUCCAGUUCCAGAUUACGUAAAGGCCACCGUGGAAACUGUCAUGAAGAUUCAUGAAGCUGAGGAUGACGGAGACGUGCUGGUGUUCCUCACCGGACAGGACGAGGUGGAGAAGGUGGUGUCCAUGCUGCAGGAUCAGGCUCGCUCUCUGUCUCGUCACGGUAUGAAGAAACAUCUGCGCGUCCUUCCCAUGUACGCCGGCCUGCCUUACUCCGAGCAGCUGAAAGUGUUCGAACGGCUGCCACCUACUGUCCGAAAGGUGGUGGCCGCCACUAACAUCGCCGAGACGUCCAUCACCAUCAACGGCAUCGCGUUCGUGAUCGACUGUGCAUUUGUCAAGCUGCGAUGCUACAACCCCCUGACAGCCAUCGAGUCUCUGGUAGUGACGCCCAUCUCCAAAGCCUCGGCGUCUCAGAGAGCAGGAAGAGGAGGACGUAACCGGCCCGGGAAAUGUUUCCGCCUUUACACAGAGGAAGACUUCGAGAAGCUUCCGGAGAGCACUGUGCCCGAGAUGCAGCGCAGUAAUUUGGCUCCGGUGAUCCUCCAGCUCAAAGCUCUGGGCAUCGACAACGUUCUGCGCUUCAGCUUCCUGUCUCCUCCCCCGGCUCAGACCAUGGUGCAGGCGUUGGAGUUGCUCUUCGCUCUCGGCGGUCUGGAUCAGUACGGGUGUCUGACGGAGCCGACGGGGGUCCGUAUGGCCGAGUUCCCGCUCAGCCCCAUGUUCGCCAAGAUGCUCCUUGAAUCCGGAAACUUUGGCUGCUCCAAAGAGAUCAUCACCAUCGCCGCCAUGAUGCAGAUCCAGAACGUGUUUGUGGUGCCAUCCAAUCAGAAGAAAGCAGCCGCGCGUCAGCACAGGAAGUUCGCUGUGGCUGAAGGUGAUCAUCUGACCAUGCUGAAUGUCUACGAGGCCUUCGUGAAGCACCAGAAGAGUUCUCAGUGGUGUCAGGAGCACUUCCUGAACUAUAAGGGUCUGCUGCGGGCCAUGACGGUGCGAGAGCAGCUCCGUCGCCUGCUCAACAAGUUCAAGGUUCCUCGAACCUCCAGUGAAGGUGACCCAGAUGUGAUUCUGAGGUGCAUCGUGUCCGGGUUCUUUGCUAACGCGGCUCGCUUGCAUCACUCCGGAUCCUACAGGACUUUACGGGAUGACCGGGAACUUCACAUUCAUCCCAACUCUGUGCUUUACGGAGAGAAACCUCCAAAAUGGGUGGUGUUUAACGAGGUGAUUCAGACCUCCAAGUACUACAUGCGAGACGUGACUGCGGUGGAAUCGUCCUGGCUGGUGGAAUUGGCACCUCAUUUUUAUAAACAGGCCACGCACGGCUCUCUGGGAAGCAAACGCUCCAAAGUCUUCUGAAUUCGUCCUCCAUUGAGACCGGCUGCUGAACUGAUAAUCCUAAAAUACUUGAGCGUGUAUGUGUACACACACACACACACACACACACACACACACACACACUAUAUUUAUUUCUUCGUCCGCCAGCACAUGAACAUGAUUUUGUCUUGAGGUCAAAGGUCGUUCAUAGGGCUUCCUUUUUUAUUUUAUUUUUUUUUAUUUUUGUACUGAUUUUUUUUUUUUACUUAUCUCUUGCAUGGCUUAACUAAAGACAUGAAAUAUAUUUCUCCAGUUUUUUCAAAUUUUUUUUAGAAAAGAGAGUGAUCUAGAUGGAUCUAAGAGCUUGGGACAAAAUCAUACACUGGAAUUAUUAUUAUUAUUAUUAUUAUUUAAUUUUUUAUUUUUUCAAAGAAAUACUGUGUAGCUGAGAGUUAGUGGCCUUUUCUUCACCAUUAUGUGCCAAAUAUUAAACAUAUUUUAUAAUGUUGCCAUUUUUACACCGGUGCCUAAAAAUGUGCUUUCAUUUAAACCCACAGAAAGCCUGGAGAUUUUUUUUUUUUUAAACACAGAUUUUCCAUGUUGAUUUUUCUGAAAUUCGGCAGAAAAUCAUUAGAAAAUAUAAUUAUUCUGUUUUUUUUUUCCUCAUGAGGCUGUACAUUUACUUAUAAACAUUACCUUAUUGCCCCAGGGUGUUUUAAAAAACCGUUUUGAACGAGAGCACAAACAGAAACGGUCGGUAUUUUCACAUCAGCCUGCUUUCAUUUUAUUAAACGUUACUCCUCAAGCUGAAUUAAUUACAAUCUCUACGAUAUCUGCAUGAUGAUGAUGAUAACGAUAAUAAACCAAUUCCUUGUGUAGUCAAAGCUGGAGCUGCUGCUCAAGUCACAAAUAUUUAUUAUUAUUAUUAUUAUUAUUAUUCCAAAAUCAACUUUCUGCAUGUUCAGUUCCUGUCGGAGCGCUGUAAACCUCAAACGUAGUGCGUAGUAGACUGACAGUUAAUCUCAGCAAUAAUCUCUCUCCGUAUGAUGAGGUGUGGAUCGUCCUCCAUGAAACUAAAACUUCCUCCAGAUUUAAUUUCUUCUCAAACUUCUGUAUGGAUAUGAAACAUGACAGCCUCAAAUAAAUCCAAAUCUUCACACAAACAUGUGUGUUUUUUUUUUUAGCUGGUAUUAUUAGUAUUAUUGGUAUCCAGAAGUCAAUCAGGCAUCACUACUUUACUGUCAUUGCUAAUAUUGGGGCUGAAACUCAGGAGGGAAACGUGGAGUGUUUUUCUGAACGAACUGGAUUUUAAACUUCUUAAGAUUGCUGUGAACAGUGUGUGUGUGUGUGUGUGUGGUGUAUGUGUGUUGUGU